Lytechinus pictus (painted urchin) is the source of this 7359-nucleotide messenger RNA. RefSeq names its product condensin-2 complex subunit D3-L-like. The record is from RefSeq and is a predicted model, not a curated record. Bases 38 to 5098 code for a protein of 1686 amino acids. Gene Ontology annotation, molecular function: histone binding. Gene Ontology annotation, biological process: mitotic chromosome condensation; meiotic chromosome condensation. Gene Ontology annotation, cellular component: condensin complex; condensed chromosome, centromeric region. Lineage: Eukaryota; Metazoa; Echinodermata; Echinoidea; Temnopleuroida; Toxopneustidae. The transcript is spliced from 32 exons.
GCAGGCGCGCGCGCGGGAAAUUUGAUUGAGAAGGAAGAUGGCGAAAGAACCGGAAUCUAACGUCGCUGAACGCUUUGCAAAUUUGGGAAUUGAACUCUUAGAUGAAGGAUGGGUGAACGCAGUAUGGGAGAGCGACUUCACAGAGAACCCCGAGCUUCCAGAGGGUGUCAAAGGUCAGUGGGCCAACCAGCGUGAAGUCCUAAGGUCAUUGAAAGACGCCAUUGACUGCUCGACACCGUGGGCCAGGGUGGACUUUGCCACACUUCCACAAGGGUUUUGGAACAUCCUCUGUGAAAAUGGAAUCGUACCCAGGUCUUUGCUGGCUGGACUGCACCAUUUUAUGAAUAGGGUGGACAGCCUCCUUUCAUCGGCAGUGGAAAGAGAGAUUGCAAUAUCGGCUGCUCAUCUGUAUAUCCUCCUUCUCGAGAUACCAGGAAGCGGAGCAUACCGUGUCCAGCAGCCGAUGCUCUUUGAGGAAGCCCUGGACACCUUCAAGCUCUGGCCGAAGACGGAGAGCAACAAGCGGAAGCGCCCCGAGUCCAAAGGCCAUCGGAGCUCCCAGCCACAGGGGGGUAAGAAGUCCCGUCGCAUCACCUCCAGCCAGACCGCAUCCCAGAAGGCUCAUGAUGCCGGCAACGAUGAGGAGGAGGAUAUGGAGGAGGAUGAGGAGGUGGUUUCCUUGACAACGCAGGAAGUGGAUCGCAUCCACCGGGCUAUCUACCAUGCUAUCAGGGAGGUUGUCUUCUUGCUCAGGAACGUGCCGCUGAAGAGUUCUGAAGAGAUCAUCGAGCACGUCAUGCAAUGUCUGGCCGAGGUCAGUCGCGUCCCCACGGAGCAGGGCUGGGAGUCCCACUUUGGAAACAAGAGUUCUUUGGAGGAUGUUUACAGUAUCAGCCAUCUUGCCUAUCUCGGUCUGGAGGCACUCUGCACAGGUUCUCAUGGGGAAUCCUCUCACAUGCUACGACAGGUUUUCAAGCAUCUACUUCCAAACAUCUUGAUGCUGAUUGGUGAGAAUCAAGCCGUUGCCUCGACGUCCAUACCAAAACACAUCCAACAGAUGAAAGACCAUGCCGAGGCUUUCGCCAGCCAUUUGUAUAAGGACAUUGGGGAGAAAUCCUUGCCAUGCUUGAGGGUUCUAAUGCAGCACAUGUGUGUCAAGGUGCCGGAUAAGGUCGAGUAUCGGACGCGAGUCUCACACACCAUCGCUCGCAUCCUUGCUGGUGUUCCGGCCGAAAUGGAAGCCAGCUUCGUCAAGUGGCUCUUCCUUUACUCCAAAAAUGCCAAGAUCAGCUAUCGUGUCUUUGCUCUUGAAGUAGUCGGUGCCCUUCUUGAGAGGCCAGAGAGACAAUCAUCUGGCGAGGGCAACCAGGAGCAGUUUUUAUCUCAUCGUUUCUUACUUGACAUCAUGGUGUCCCGCUGCUCUGAUAAGGCACCUACUGUUCGAGCCAAGGCGCUUAGCUGUCUUGCCCAGUUUACUGCCCUCGCUGGUAACCAAGCGUCCAACCCCCUGUCGGAUAUUCUAGCUGCCCCUACGGCCAAGACUGGGGCUACCCCGGUGCUUGUUCUUGAGGAUGCAAUCAAGGAAGCUGCUGCAGGAUCUACCAAUGGCAACGCGGCUGCAGGACAUGCUGGGACUGACGCAAUGGAUUGUGGGUCGACGGUGAACGAUGGGGGUUCUGGAGAGGUCACGGAAGAAUCUGUGAAGGAAAAAGGUCCCUCAGAGCCUAAGAAGGGUGCCACCCCUGGGAACCUAAUGGGAGGGUCCCCUGCUCUGUUGUUCGGAGAUGAGAGUGCAGCAGGUUUUGUUGGUAGCAGUGGGCUGUUGAAUUGCUUGAAGGAAAGGAUCUGCGAUGAUAAAGUCGGAGUCCGCAAAGCUGCUCUACAGGCGCUUGAGAAUAUCUUCAAGCUCCAGUGUAUGGCCUUUGACCUUCAGCUGUUGGAGAUCCUCCGGGAGCGUUGCCGUGAUACCGCCCUCUCUGUCCGUAAGCAGGCACUAGACUCGCUCACCAGUCUCCUCAAAGAAAGCCCAACUGACGAAAGGGUCCAAAGGGUAUGGCUUCAGGGUGUCCUGCCUACAGUGUCCGACCGAGAGUCGUCAGCCUCUGAGAAAUGCUUGCAGCUCCUUCAAGAUCUCGUUCUGGAUGGUGUAUGCAGGAAAGGUGUCACCGAGACCAAGAAACGGCUGGCGUGGAGUCUACUCUGUCAACUCAUGGAACCUGACCUCUGUGACCUCAGGGUGUAUUUCCAGCGAGUAUGUCGUCUGUGGGCGAGGCAGAAGUUACUCACUCCAUCACUGGUGAAAGGCUUGGCAGAACACACACAAGGAGAUAAUACUGUUGCUGCCUGGAUGUUCCUGUCCCAAGUCUCUCACUUCUGCCCUCACCUGGACAAGGCCCUGGUCCUCUCGACCUGGCACGACCUGACCUCUGACCUCACAAACAGUUCAGUGAACUCUACAGCUCAAGGGUCAACGAAUUCUGAGAUCUUGACCAGUGUGCUUUCCGUCAUCGGGAGUCUGGCAAGCCACCUAGGGGAAGAUGAGAGGAAAGAUCUUGUGCAGGGGAUGGUUGAGAGGCUUGUUACUCAGAUGGACUCGCCAAACCUUAUGGGAGCUAUGGUAGAAACUGUGUAUAAGCUUUGCUGUGCCUGUGUCGGUGAGAACGAGACCGCCAACCCGCUCCUGGACCAAUCCUGCGACACGAUCCUCCAAGCCUGUGACUCGUACCUCUCCCAAAUCCUGCUCACCGAAGAUGCACCCCGACCGGACGAUGCCACGGAGGAGAAGCUCAUCGCCAGGAUCUUCCUGCUGGGCGAGAUAGCCCAGCUGUGUCCCUAUAGGAUGCCUCGGAGGGUCUUUACCCUGGUCCAGUCCCUCCUGGCAGGUCCAGGAGCUGCAAUCUCUGAAGGAUCUGAUCUACCUUCUUCUCAAGGUCUCACCCAGUUCUCCCAGCAGCCUCUCUCCCAGUUCCGCACCAACGGUUCCCCCGUAUCAAUGGCCGUCCGGGCCCAUGCCUUCGUAACCCUCGGCAAGCUGUGUCUCCACCACGAAGGCCUCGCUAAGCAGUGCAUCGCUGCCCUCGCCCGGGAGCUUGAGAUAGCGGACGACGCGGCUGUCCGGAAUAACGUCGCUUUGGUCAUGUGUGAUCUGUGCAUCAGGUACCCUAAUCUUGUUGAUCGCUACGUGCCUAAUCUAGCAGCCUGCUUGAAAGACAAGGAUAAACUGGUCAGGAAACAGACGCUGACUCAGCUCACCCAGCUAGUUCUGGAGGACUAUGUGAAGUGGAGAGGGCCCCUUUUCUUCCGCUUUGUUUCCGUCAUCGUAGACGAGGUGGAUACCGUGAGAGAUUUUGCUGAGUAUUGUUUGGUGGAACUCCUUUUGAAACGUCAUCCCGGGAUGCUGAUGCAGCAGUUUGUCGAGAGUGUUUUCCAUUUCAACAACUAUCGCAAACACUCUGUCUUCAAUCAAUUCACCCAAUCUGACCGAGAGAGGGAGCUCUUCAGUUUACAAGGAAGUGAGAACUCUGACAAGAGAAUGACCAUCUUCAAGUUUAUGCUCAAGCACAUGACGGAUGAACAUCGCUUCAAACUCACCGCUAAACUCAUACAAGAGGUUCUUGGAGCAUUUGUUGAUGGAGUUCUCCCUCUUGACAACGAGUCUAGCGGCAUCCUCCAAGAUACGCUGAAGAUUCUCUGUUGCAAGGAGAUCAAGCUAGCCUCCCUCCACUCCAAGCAAGCAAACCCUGAUGACAUCGUUGAGGAGAUGCAGAUGGCCGAAGCCGUCAUGGCCCAGGCGAAGACCAAACUCAUCUCCCAGGUCGUCAAGAAGAACGUCAUCGAGAACAUCAUCCCCGUUAUCAUCGCCCUCAAGCACAUGCUGGAGGAGAAGCAUUCUCCGCUGCUAGGUGACCUGAUGCUCUAUUUGAAGGAACUGAUGAAGGAGUAUCGCAAUGAAAUCAAAGACAUUCUUGCGGCCGAUCGUCAGCUGGCCUCGGAGAUCGAGUUUGACCUUCGCAAGUUUGAUGAACAGCAGGCGGAAGCCGCCAAGCAAGCCGUCCAGGAGAAAGACAAGGCCAAUACGCCAGGCAAGGCCGGAAAGGAGGCGCCCACGGCAGAAGGGGUGCAGAAACCAGCUACUCCAGGACUAACCAAGACACCACAGCUUCUUUCACCAAGGUCCGUGGCAGGCCGUUCGCCAAGGGUUGCUGGACAGAGCCCUAAGACACCGACAAGCAAGGUUGCCCCGACCAAAGAGAGACUCCUUGCUGCCCAGGCCAUAGUGAACUCUGCCCGGCGAGCCUUUGCGACCGCCAGGCGUGCCAACACCCCCGGGAGCAACACGCCUGGUGCCAACGCCAGCCCGAGGGUGCAGGGUGGCACCCCUCCACGGCCCCAAGCUGGAGGGGCGAGCGAUGGUACCCCUCCACCGCGUAGGCCCCAGGCUAGAAGGGGGAGUGAUGGUACCCCUCCACCGGCUAGGCCCCUACCUGGAGGGGCGAAAGAUGGAGUGGUGGAGGACGAGGGCGGGGCCAGUACGGGAAUCGAGGAGAGGGUACGACGUGUACGGGUCAGCGAGGACACCUCUCCGGAGUCCAGUCUGCGAUCGCCGCUCAGGGAGUCGUGUGAUCAGAAUACGUCAAAGGAGAGCGAGCCAGAUAUCCAACGAGCUAUCAGCACACCCGAUAAGACAAUUGCGAACAUAACUUUCCAAGCUCCAAUGGAUAUGAGCAUCAUUCCUCUCUCGUCCCCGAUCCCGACAUCACUACCGAUCAGGGUCUACAGUGACCAACGCCCUUCAAAAGGUACUAAGAGUUGGGUACCCCAGCUGGACUCGCAUGAAGAAAUUCAGAUCAAGAAAGAAAAUCUGGUUCUCAUGUUCUCACCAGAACAACCAGCUCCGAAACCUAGGCUCUGGAAUAUCACCUCGCCCCAGGUCGACCAGAAACCGGUUAGUCGUCGACCACCGGUUGAUUCCCAGCCGACAUCAUCGACCUCCUCUGACAAGGCGGAACCAGGAGGACGACGAAGUAGACGAAGAGGUCCUUCUGAAAAUGAACCUGAACCGGAGAGACGACGAAGCGGCCGGAUGAAAGCUCGCUAAGAAAAGCUUGACUGUGCGAUGGGAGUGGAAUAUUGAAUUUCUGCCGAAUAAUAGCAUUUUAUAAUUUCUUGAUAUAUAGAUAUUUUAUUUCAAAACCCAGUGUGUAUUGAGCUUUCCUGAAAAAUAGAUCAUAAUUCCAACAGCAGACUCAGAAAAAGAAGGGAAAUACAUGCAAUAUCCCUGCUAGAAAGAUUACAGGUGUGAUUCGCAUGGAGCCCCCUGUAAAUAUGAGGUUUGGAGCACAAUGUGAACAUGAUUUCACACUUUGGAGUCCUUGAUAGUGUGUGUGUUCAGUGUGUUCACAUAGUUCGCUAUGUGAAGAUGUGUCCCACAGUGUGAAAGUACUCAAAGUGGAACGUGUGAAGAAGUUUUCACACUCGACAUUGAGGGUUUAUAGCGUGUUCAAGUAGUGGACUUUGUGAAUAUGAGGUUCAUAAUGUUCAAUUUGAGCAUUCUAAUAGUGUGAAGGCAGUUUCACUCUGUUCCAUACUAUAAACACUCUGUCAUCGCGCUGUGUUCCACACUAAAUAUUCUGAUGAUACUUUGAACACACACUUUAAAUGCACCAUGAACACACUGAACAUACUGCACUCCACACUGUUCCUCUCUGAAUUUACCGUGAAAACAUUGUGAACACUAUGUGAACACACCAUGAGUACACUGUGAACACCCUGUGAACACACUGUGAAUACACUGAACAUUCUGUGAACACACUGAACACACCCUGAAUACACUGAACAUACGGUGGACACACUGUUAACAUACUGUGAACACACUGCAAACACACUGUGAACAUACCCUGAAAAAACACUAAAUAUACGGUGGACACACAAUAUACGGUGGACACACUGUUAGCACACUGUGAUCACACCGUGAGCACACUGUGAAUACACUGUAAACACACUGAACACACUGUAAACACACUGUUAACACACUGUGAACACACUGAAUACACUGUGGGACACUGUUCCAUCCAGCAGGGAUAACUGCAUAUUUUGUCUUCUGCUCAUUAUUAGAAUAGAAACAUAAUCAUUUCUUUCCUGGAUUUGAUAUUGUUGUGUACAUUUGUUGUUGGUGAAGAAAAAAAAAUGAAAAAACGUGUUGAUGUCAGAUCUAAAUGCAUUUUUCUUUUUGCCAGUAUUAAAGGGGAGUUUCACCCUGAGGAUAAGUUGGUUAAAAAAAAGACAAAUUAAAGAAAAAAAUAUUGGUGAAUGUUUGAUGGAAAGCCGUUAAAGAACAAUAGGGUUUAUGCAUGUUUAAAGUUUUGGUUUGUGGCAUCACAGACGAGCAGCUCCUCCACAUGUCGUGUGAUAUAAAUUCUCAAAAAUGCCAUUUUCUCAAGAAAUAGAAAGUUAUUUGAUUUAUUUGGUGGACAUAUCAUCAGACAUAUAUUAUCAUACCCCUCCAUUCCUAUGAAAAAAAAAAAAAUUAUUACAUGAUAUAUGGGAGAGCUGCUCACAUAAUUAUGAUGUCUCAAAUUGAAAACGUAAAAAAUUCUUAUCCCUCUUAUUCGAUGCAUUUUUAUUCAAACCUCUGCCAAUAUUAAUUUUACAAAAAUCAUUUUGUAUUAAAGCCAACUUAUCAUCAAAAUGAACUUCCCCGGCACAAUUAAGGCACAAAAAGAACUUGUGUACAGUUCAUGAUGUUUACAUUUAUUGAAAUGAAAUAUCUAGAUAAUAUGUCAAUAACAAGAAUAUUAUGGUAAUUCUAGUGACGGCACUCGAAGAUUCUCCUUCUUGCAUUGAGUAUAAGAAAUGCCGUUUUCUGCUCUCAAAUGUAUAUUUAUAAUGUGUUAUCUAUAUUAUUUUCUCUGAUUGGAGUCCUGUGGCCUGUCUGACAAAAAAAUUCUACAUAUGAACGUGUAUCCAUAAAUUCAUUGAUUUCUUGACAAUUUGGUGUGUUUGCCUUUGUUUACAAUGGACAUUUUGCAAAUUUCCUGUAGAAAAAACUGAUACUGAUGGAUUUCCAUACAGCUACGAUUGAUUGGAUCAAUCGUAACUCUUUGUAAGACAGUGCCCAGGGGAGCAUUUCAUGAAAAGUUUUUAUCAGUUCAAAUCACUGACUAAUUUGAUCUCAGCCAAUCAGAUGCAAGGAUUUCAGUAGCUUAUAACAAUAGUCAGUGACAGUUUGUUUCAUGAAAUGCACACCUGAAGCCAACCCCUAAUUUGUGGUAGGUCAAGACUUUAGUCAUGCUGGUUGAACUUGCGCUCUAGACCAAACAAUCCUGUACAUGUACAUCGUAAGAUUAAUCAAAAUCACUG